Messenger RNA from Pseudophryne corroboree (corroboree frog), 2594 nucleotides. Its product is annotated as serine/threonine-protein kinase SIK1-like. Lineage: Eukaryota; Metazoa; Chordata; Amphibia; Anura; Myobatrachidae. The transcript is spliced from 14 exons. The record is from RefSeq and is a predicted model, not a curated record. Gene Ontology annotation, biological process: protein phosphorylation; intracellular signal transduction. Gene Ontology annotation, cellular component: cytoplasm. Gene Ontology annotation, molecular function: ATP binding; protein serine/threonine kinase activity. The coding region runs from base 194 to 1981 and encodes 595 amino acids.
GGGCGGAGUUCUGGAGGUUUCCGCGUCAGCAUGACGUCAAUGGGGCGGGGUUUUGAAAUUACUGGGCGGGGUUACCGUUACAGGGAGUCUGAGAAACAUGUGACAUAGAGAGACGGGUGUAUAAUGAUGUGACACCCGUACACCCGAGCAUCGCCCGGCAGUAACAAGCGGACUCCCGACACAGAGCUUCAGGAUGGUCAUGAUGAGGGACAGCUGUGGUGCGGGCAGCGCCCCCCGCAGGCCGCUCCGGGUUGGCUUUUACGACAUUGAAGGGACUCUUGGCAAAGGAAAUUUUGCAGUGGUGAAACUGGCGCGGCACCGAGUGACCAACACGCAGGUCGCCAUUAAAAUUAUUGAUAAAACGCGGCUGGAUCGCGCAAAUCUGGAGAAGGUUUAUAGAGAGGUCCAGAUCAUGAAGCGUCUGCGUCACCCUCACGUGAUCCGGCUCUAUCAGGUGAUGGAGACCAGAGACAUGAUCUACAUCGUCACAGAGUACGCCAAGAAUGGGGAGUUAUUCGAUUACAUGACUGUGCGUGGCCGCCUGUCUGAGGAAGAGGCCCGGGACAAGUUCUUGCAGAUCCUGUCAGCCGUGGUGUAUUGUCACUCCCAAAAUAUCGUCCACCGAGACCUCAAGACCGAAAACUUACUGCUGGAUGAGAAUAUGGACAUCAAACUGGCAGAUUUUGGAUUUGGUAAUUUCUAUAUGGAAGGCCGGCCCCUGAAUACUUGGUGUGGCAGCCCCCCAUAUGCUGCUCCGGAGGUAUUUCAAGGAAAGGAGUACGAGGGUCCACUUCUAGACGUCUGGAGUUUGGGCGUUGUUCUGUAUGUUUUACUCUGUGGAUCGUUCCCCUUUGACGGACCAAACUUGCCAACCAUGCGACAGAGGGUCCUUGAAGGGAGAUUCCGAAUCCCAUACUACAUGUCACAAGACUGUGAGUCUCUGCUCCGCCGGAUGUUGGCUGUGGAUCCAGGGAAGCGGCUGAGCGUUGCACAGAUAAGGCAGCACCGAUGGUUUCAGGGUGUCAGUCCCCAGACUCCUUUGCAGAAUCCUCUCCCUACACCUUGUCUGCAGGUCCUUGCCAUCAUGCAGAAUCUGGGCAUAGACAGAGAGCGCACCCUACAGGCUGUACAGGACGACACGUAUGACCAUUACGCUGCUAUCUAUUACCUCCUGGUGGAGAGGCUUCAGGCGUCUCGUCUCGGACAAGUCUCUUCCCAAACGCCAGCAGCCCUGGACUGCACGAAGAUCUCCUGUUCUGGGGCCCCCCCGAUGCUGUGUCAGCCUCAGGCAUCGAUGGCAGAUUAUGAUUGUGAGCUCAGUGGGCCACUGCAGUUGCUGCUACAUCUGGGGGAGUCGCCGUCCUUAGUGGGGUCCACGUUGUCCCCUUCCUCUCCGCUGCCAGAAGAGCCACAUGAAGCCGCCCCGAGAGGCAGAUCUGAGAGACCAGCGGCUCCAAGCAUCCUGGUCUCCGCGUCUGCUCCAUCUAACAGCCUGGAAAGCUGUCUCCUGUCGUCCUGCGUCCAUCCACCCCCGCUCAAUGCUCAGUCUGCUACUCCUGUCCUGCAGUACCAUGGCAUCACUACCGCCAGCUGUCUCCUCCCGGUCACCUUCCAGGAGGGGCGGAGAGCGUCCGACACCUCCCUCACCCAAGGAACCAGCGUCCUUCGCCAGCUCCGGAGGUCAGUCCGUGUCCGGGGUCUCCUGUGUCUCAGCAAGCUCCGGCACCGAGGGAUCCCUGCCCGUGGGGGGCGCUGUGCAGACAGGUCACAGGGCUUAUUACUGAGUGUGUUACAGCAGCAGAGGUUGCUGCAGAUAUCCCUCUCCUCAGCCGGUCCUCCGGAGCAUCCAGCGGAUUACUGUCCGGACCCCACGUUUCUCCCGGAUUCCUCUAACAGCGUCACACACCCUCAGCUGGGGGUCCCGGAGGCCAAGCAUUGGGGUGUGGUGUGUGACCCUAAUACUGCCCAGUGUGCUGCCUAAUAAGCUAGGGCUGGACCUUUACCUCUAACCCCCCCGUAGCCAGAGAGCCUCGCAAUAUAUCUCAUGCACAAGGGGGCGUCUCUGCGCUGGAGGGGUCUAUACAGCAAUAAUGUCUAAGCACAGAACAAACGGAGAGAAGCGUCUGAUAUUUAUACUGGAAAUGUACCGAGGCCGGAGAAAUGUAUUUAUUCUAGAACAUUAAUAUGUACUGAGUCACUGGCCUCCGCUGCUGUCUAUCCUCCACUGUCUAUCCUCCACUGCUGUCUAUCCUCCACUGUCUAUCCUCCGCAGCUGUCUAUCCUCCACUGUCUCGCCUCCGCAGCUGUCUAUCCUCCGCAGCUGUCUAUCCUCCACUGUCUCGCCUCCGCAGCUGUCUAUCCUCCGCAGCUGUCUAUCCUCCACUGUCUCGCCUCCACAGCUGUCUAUCCUCCACUGUCUCGCCUCCGCAGCCGUCUUGGCCACCACUGUCUCUCAUCUCUGGCCUCCGCACCUGUCUCUUUUUCGGAAGCGUGAAUAAUUAUCGCACAAGUUCCAGUCUGUGACUGAAGGACACUAACGGCCAGGACUCAUUUUUACUCCUAAAAUGACUAAAUAAAUUAUUUUUUUAUACAAA